Salvelinus namaycush (lake trout) is the source of this 4203-nucleotide messenger RNA. Its product is annotated as pappalysin-2-like. The coding region runs from base 1 to 4203 and encodes 1400 amino acids. The record is from RefSeq and is a predicted model, not a curated record. Lineage: Eukaryota; Metazoa; Chordata; Actinopteri; Salmoniformes; Salmonidae. The transcript has 19 exons. Gene Ontology annotation, molecular function: metallopeptidase activity.
AUGGCUCAAAGAGCUGACAGUGACCUGGCUCACUUAGCAAGUGGGUGCAAUUCUGAUGCUAAUUCUAACUCGGGACUGGAUAGUGCCUCUCAUUGGGGCAAAGGUGAGAAGAAGGUUAGUCGGGGAAACUCAGAGGCAGUGAUACCCAAAGACAAGGAGGAGAGACAUGUUAAGAUUAUAGGGAUGGUCAGAUCUCCUUACCCCAACGUCCGCAGAAAGCCUCCUAGUCGGGCUGAUGUGACAGUGGACUCAAGUAGUGACAAUGACAAACCAGAGGUUGAUGGUGGGCGCUCUGAGGGCCCACACAAGCAGCUGCUGCUCAAGAAGCAGCAGAGAGUUCUGACUGGAAGGGUCCGCCGUACCCUUACAGUCUCCCAUGGUGAAGACAGUUGGGCAGCUUUCCCUGAGAGCAUAGUAAAGUCCCGUGGGAUAUUCUCUACAUUUCGGCAGCACAGUGACUAUUCUGCUGAGAUUGAGGACUACCCUGGAGAGCAGGAGGGACCACCUAGCCGCGCAAGCACGUUGUGGGGUGCCCAGAUUCCAGACGUCCCCCCUAAGUGGAUGUCUGCUUUGUACUUUAGUGGACAGAAGGAACAACUGAGGGUCAAUCCAGCAGCUGGUAUUGAGCUUCCUCGGGCUAAGUUCAGUGUUGAACUGUGGGUCAACCCAGAGGGUGGGCAGACUAACCCAGCCAUCAUAGCAGGGGUUUUUGACAACUGCUCCCACUCCUUAAGUGAGAAAGGAUGGUCCGUAGGUAUUCGCACAGUAAAGCCCGGUGGUAGAAAAGAUGCCAGAUUCUUUUUUACACUCCGUACAGACCGAGCUCCCAAAGCUACGACUGUCUAUGGGCAUCAGCGCUACCACCCUAACUCCUGGACUCACCUGAUGGCCAGCUACAAUGGCCACAAGAUGAAACUCUACAUAGAUGGUGCCAAGGUUGGGGAGAGCAGUUUGCAGUCUGGUAACCUCUACAGCCCAUUCAUGGAGACCUGUCGAACACUUCUUCUAGGUGGGGACCAGUCAGACCUUGGGCACAACUUCCGAGGGCACAUCGGAGGCAUUGUGUUAUGGGUGCUCCCUCGCACUCACGAGGACCUCCUUAAAGGGCCUUCUAGGAUUGAUAAGAGGGAACCAAACCUCGCUCUCUGGGCGGACUUCUCCGAGGUAGAGCAACAGUGGAGUCCUCAUAAGGAGGGCUACCACCCAUCCAUAGUCAUCAUCCCUAUCCCUGAGCAGGAGAAUGUGUCCCCCUUUCUGCCCCCUCCCUGUGGAUUAACAACCUGUGACAACACAGACAUCAUCCUCGGCUACAAUAACCACUGGCAGCUGCGCACAGAGAAAAGGAUCCGCUACCGCAUUGUCAACAUCUGUAACGAUGACGGAAGUCGUCCCACUGUCUCUCAGGCCCAGAUCCAGAUGCAGCACCAGGCACUUGUCGAAGCCUUCCGGUCCUACAACAUCAGCUUGGAGCUGAGCACGCAUACUGUCCAGAACACAUCUGUACGCCAGCGCUUCAUCCUCAGCAACUGCCGGAUCAGUAAGAUUGGUAACAGGCACUGUGACGCGGAGUGUGACCACCCACUGACGGGCCACGAUGGUGGGGACUGUCUGCGUCUGGGGCCCUGCUACAACUGGAAGAGGAGGGACGGGGUCUGCAACACAGAGUGCAACAGCAUCCACUACGACUACGAUGAUGGAGACUGUUGUGAUCCUGAGGUCACGGAUGUCCUGAAGACAUGCUUCGAUCCAGAGUCCCCAGAUAGAGCCUAUAUGAGUGUGAAGGAACUGAAAGAGUUGUUACACCUGAGCAGCACAGACACCCUAAAUGUUUUCUUUGCCAACAACUCAGCCCGUGAAGAGUUAGCAGGGGCUGCAACCUGGCCAUGGGCAAAGGAGGCCCUCAACCAUCAGGGUGGAAUGGUGAUGAAUCCAUCAUACUUUGGCACCAUCGGACACAAUAACACAAUGAUCCAUGAGAUGGGCCAUAUCUUUGGACUGUACCAUGUCUUCAAGGGGGUCAGUGAGCGGGAGUCCUGUGAUGACCCCUGUCAGGAGACCACUCCCUCCAUGGAGACAGGAGACCUAUGUGCAGACACAGCCCCUACACCCAAGUCUAAGGCCUGCCACGACCCUGGUCAUGUCAAUGACACCUGUGGGAUAACGCUCUACCAGGACACACCGUACAACAACUACAUGAGUUACACAGAUGAUAACUGCACCAACCAUUUCACACCAAAUCAAGUGGCUCGGAUGCAUUGUUAUAUGGAUCUAGUCUACGAGAACUGGCUGAACAACAGAAGGCCCUCCCCCAUCCCUCUCAAGCCCAUGGUGAUUCGACAGAGCUCAGACUCGGUCUCCAUUCAUUGGCUGCCACCUGUAAGGGGGCCACUUCAUCAAAGUUCCCCUACAGUGGAUAGUGUAAACUGCAGGGACUGUGAGGCAGACGGUGUGUUCCAUCAGUAUGCCUAUGAGGCCACAUCGCCCCGGGUCUGUGACUCCUCCGGAUACUGGACACCUGAAGAGGCUAUUGGCCCUCCAGAUGUAUACCAGCCAUGUGAGCCCAGCCUACAGGCCUGGAGUCCAGAGCUCAGCCUGUAUGAUGCCAAUGUGACGUCUCCCUGCCCUGAAACCGAGGGCUGCGUCCUGAUGCUGCGCUUCCUCCACCCUGUGGUCCCUGACAGCCUCACUGUGUGGGUCACAUACGUCUCAGCCGAUAACCAGGCGAUCGCCAACAUCGAGCUAAUAACAGACACAGACGAGUCUCUUGACAUGGGUCCACAGCACGUCUUCUGUGAUGUGCCCCUCACUCUACGCGUGCACACCGAAAAAAGGGUGGCAGCUGUCAAACUGAGCACCUUUGAUGAGAAGAUGGAGAUUGAUGCUAUCCUGUUCACUUCUGGCCCCCACAAUCCUCUCUGCUCCAGUUGCCAGCCUCUGAUCUACCGAGUUGUCAGGCAACCGGCGUUUUCAGGCGAUCUGGUCCAGCAAACUCUGCUUACAUUUACAGACAGGUCCUGUGUAGACGAUUUCUUCAUAAUCACUGGUACCAAAGGACUCCUCAUCAUCAUCAGAUCUGGACAUGACUCCUCUUGUGUGCCUGCCAGUUCUCUCUGGAUCUCAACUUUCUCUUCACAGUCGCUGGCGGAGGUUCUUGACAUACUCAGAGUUGGUUCUGGCACCAACUCCAUGCGGCUGAAGUCCAAGGACAAGAUUGAUUGGAAGGAACCUGACACAUGCAAAGUUAAGAGCACGAUCAAACCCAAGAUGGCCUACCUCAUUGUGAACUCCCUUUAUAGCUCUGGCUCUGUACUUCUUAGAUUGAAUGUUUUGAUGUGUUCCUACAGCGACAUUGUAAAGGACAAGGAAUACCAGUACAGAGUUCAGGUGGAAGCAGACGGUCUCCUCAGUGAGCUCUCCCCACCUCUCCUCUACACCCAUGGAGCUGCCUACUGCGGAGAUGGACUACUCCAGGGGACAGAAGACUGUGAUGAUGGCAAUCUGUUGGAUGGUGAUGGCUGCUCUAAGAAGUGCCAUAUGGAGUCAGGCUUCAAUUGCAAUGAUGAACCCAGCCUGUGCUACGUGUUUGAGGGUGAUGGUGUGUGUGAGGUGUUUGAGAGGGGCUCCAGCGUACAGGACUGUGGUUACUUCACCCCUCAUGGGUACAGUGACCAGUGGGCUUCAACCGCAGCAGCUUCCUAUCAGGAUCAAAGCAGCUGCUCUGCCCUGGGAGCCACCGGAGAGCCCUCACUUAGCAAGCUAUGCAAGCCCCAGUACCUGGAGAUGAAUGAGAAGCCGUCACUUGACAUAUGGUUUCCAUGCACGGCCCAGUCAUACACUCAGACCCACUAUGGCGAGGAAGAUACAGUAUGGCUAAAGGUGGGAUUUGCGCAACCUGGAGUUGCCACGUCUGUCAUCAUCUAUCUGGCCUCAGACGGAGCCUGGCCUGGAGAGCAGUGCAGGAAAACAGUCUUCAUCCAACUGUGUGAUACUGGUGGCAGAAACCACUCCUUGGGUUCCUUUGAGCUGUCGUGCCAACAGAAUCCCUUGGUGGUGAACGUGACACACAACCUGAGUCAAUCCUUCUUCCUGACUACCGCUGUCAUCCUCAACUUCUCCUCGCCCUUCGUUGCCGUGACGGGAGUCGCUCUGCGCACAUCAUGUCACUUCAGCGCCUUUGCCCUCACUAGGUGCGCUGAGGAUUGA